Messenger RNA from Nasonia vitripennis (jewel wasp), 1660 nucleotides. RefSeq names its product inositol oxygenase (gene Miox). Bases 675 to 1562 code for a protein of 295 amino acids. Gene Ontology annotation, cellular component: cytoplasm. Gene Ontology annotation, molecular function: iron ion binding; inositol oxygenase activity. Gene Ontology annotation, biological process: inositol catabolic process. The transcript has 6 exons. NCBI's taxonomy places the organism in Eukaryota, Metazoa, Arthropoda, Insecta, Hymenoptera, Pteromalidae. The record is from RefSeq and is a predicted model, not a curated record.
GAGUACUUUGGAACUAUAAAUCUCUUUCAAAUACUAAUACUAAGUACUGUUGGAUAAUUCAUUACUUACAAAAUUGAAGCGCAAGUCAUGCUUCUGGAUCAUAAAAUUAAGAAAUUUACUGUUCAGACUAAAGAGCUUUUUAUAAAUCCUUAUCUGAAUAGCUCUAUUAGUGGUCGCAUGGGCGUGUAUACUCAACGAAUUGCCGCUUUCUAAAAUCAAGGAUAAUAUUUGAUACAAUAUUUGAAAUUUAUUUAAAAUAUUGUAUCAAAUAGUACGUUAAUUCAAGUCUAAAUUGUUGAAUAAAUUCAUUCCUUUGCAAUACAAAAAAAUAAAAAAAAAAAUAUCUAGUCAAUAAUCGUAAUGAGAUAUAUUGUAAAGCGUUGAAAUUUGCAUACAGCGAGAUAUUGAUAUAGAUAUUAAGUUUGAUAAAAAUAAAAACAUAAGACAUACUUGUAGCAUUUAUAUAGGCAUGUUCUUUGAAAUGUAAUCGCCUGAUAUCGCAUCGAGCGUUAUAUUCGUUGGGAAUAGUGGGAGAUCUCAUAUAAAAUGACUAAAUCGCUUGUGAGGGUCAAGGGUGAUACUCGGCUGCUUUAUAAACUAAAGACGGAACUGUCAAGAUUUAGUUUGUCAGUGGCUGUCGCAUUAUACUUAAUUAUCUUGAGGAAGAUUGAAUCAUGUCAACAAAAAUUGCCACGACCGUUCAAAAUCUAACGAUUUUUGAUCCUUCGGAAAAACUUCGCCCGGAAACCAUUUACAAUGGUAAACUCGAAAGCGAAUUUAGAGACUACUCGGAAAAUCCCGAAGAUCCUAUUAAGGAACGCGUUCGUCGAACAUAUUUAAAUAUGCAUACCCAUCAGACUGUUGAUUUUGUAAAAUCAAAAAUGGAAGAAUGGCUUAAAUUUAACAAAUGCAAAAUGACAGUGAAACAAGCGCUUAUAAAACUAAACGAAUUAGUCGACGAAAGUGAUCCAGACUCGGACCUUCCAAACAUCGUGCACGCUUUCCAAACUGCUGAAAAAAUUAGACACGACCAUCCAAACGAAGACUGGUUCCACCUCACAGGACUUAUUCACGAUUUAGGAAAGGUAAUGGCAUUUUAUGGAGAACCUCAAUGGGCAGUUGUUGGUGAUACAUUCCCCGUGGGAUGUGCAUGGGGCAACUCUAUUGUCUACAGAGAAACGAGCUUCAAUGAUAAUCCUGAUGGAAAGGUUCCUCGUUACAAUACAAAAUAUGGAAUGUAUAAGCCAAAUUGUGGUCUGAAAAAUUUAAUGAUGUCAUGGGGACAUGAUGAAUAUCUGUAUCGAGUAUUGAAACAUAAUAAGAGCACAAUACCAAAAGAAGGUUUAGCAAUGAUAAGAUACCACUCAUUUUACCCAUGGCAUGCUGGUGGCGAUUAUAUGCACUUCUGUACCCAAGAAGAUAUAAACAUGUUGGAGUGGGUUUUAGAAUUCAACAAAUAUGACUUGUAUACCAAGAGCAGUCAAGUUCCUGAUAUUGAAAAACUCUGGCCAUAUUAUGAACAACUUAUUGAAAAAUACAUUCCUGGCGUCCUUGAAUGGUGAAAAUACUCAGAAGCCAAUCUAUUUAAACAAAUAAAAGUUAAACUGUAUUAUUAUUUAAGCACAGAAAAUAAAAAUACAUAUAUUAUUAAAUUUAUUAA